Bactrocera dorsalis (oriental fruit fly) is the source of this 443-nucleotide messenger RNA. Its product is annotated as sarcotoxin-1C. Gene Ontology annotation, biological process: defense response to Gram-negative bacterium; antibacterial humoral response; defense response to Gram-positive bacterium. The record is from RefSeq and is a predicted model, not a curated record. The transcript is spliced from 2 exons. Lineage: Eukaryota; Metazoa; Arthropoda; Insecta; Diptera; Tephritidae. Bases 131 to 322 code for a protein of 63 amino acids. Gene Ontology annotation, cellular component: extracellular region.
CACGGUUCAGCAAGGCAACUAUCAGCGCUCAACCGCAUUAGCAACCAUAACACGCUCAAAGCGCGCAACUUUCUACAAUUUAAAAUUACAAUUUAAACAAACGGAAGAAACUAACCAAAUUUUACACAAAAUGAAUUUUCGUGCUAUCUUCAUCGUAUUCGCUGUUCUUGUGGCAAUCUUCGUCGGACAGACCGAAGCUGGGUGGCUAAAGAAAGUUGGCAAAAAAAUUGAACGCGUCGGUCAACAUACACGAGAUGCCACUAUAGAGACGCUCGAUGUGGCUCAACAGGCCGCCAAUGUUGCUGCGACGGUCAAGGGUUAAUAAAUUUACCUUAGAAUUGGAGAUGUGCUAUUUUCAAGCAAAGCUUUAAUUUAUGCUUGUUUACCUUAUAGUAUUAAUAGCAAUUUGUAAUUUAGCGAUUACAAAUUAUUUUAAAUAGAUA